This is a messenger RNA of Mercurialis annua (annual mercury), 1648 nucleotides long. RefSeq names its product tryptophan synthase beta chain 1. NCBI's taxonomy places the organism in Eukaryota, Viridiplantae, Streptophyta, Magnoliopsida, Malpighiales, Euphorbiaceae. The record is from RefSeq and is a predicted model, not a curated record. The transcript has 4 exons. The coding region runs from base 87 to 1490 and encodes 467 amino acids. Gene Ontology annotation, molecular function: tryptophan synthase activity. Gene Ontology annotation, cellular component: chloroplast stroma; cytoplasm. Gene Ontology annotation, biological process: L-tryptophan biosynthetic process.
GAAUUGGAAUGGCACGUGCACAACAUCUAUAAAAUACAAUAAACACAAAAUUCAGACACAUACAAAAAGCUCAAAAUCAAUCCCUAAUGGCAGCUUCUUCCACCACCAUCACCCUCCCUACUGCUUCUUCUUCCUCAUCUUGCAAAGCCAUUUUAUCUUCAUCAUCUCAAUUACCCUUCAAGUUCAAUAAAUUUACUGCAACUUGCCCUUCAACCCCCAGAUUUUCUGUUUCUUGCACUAUGACUCGAGAGGCCAUUACAAUGCAGGAUAAGGAGUCUGACCCUGCUUCAUGGCAGAGACCUGAUUCUUUUGGGCGGUAUGGUAAAUUUGGAGGGAAAUAUGUUCCUGAAACUUUAAUGUAUGCUCUUACUCAGCUUGAAUCUGCCUUUAAUUCCCUCAAAAAUGAUCAGGAUUUUCAGAAAGAAUUAGCUGGGAUUUUGAAAGACUAUGUUGGCAGGGAAACUCCUCUUUACUUUGCAGAGCGGCUGACAGAGCAUUAUAAACGUCCUAAUGGAGAAGGACCUCACAUUUACCUCAAGAGGGAAGAUCUUAACCACACAGGUGCUCAUAAGAUCAACAAUGCUGUUGGGCAAGUGUUGCUUGCUAAGCAGUUGGGCAAGGAACGAAUAAUAGCUGAAACUGGAGCUGGUCAGCAUGGAGUUGCAACUGCGACAGUUUGUGCUAGGUUCGGUUUGCAGUGUAUUAUCUAUAUGGGUGCUCAAGAUAUGGAAAGACAGGCACUUAAUGUUUUCAGGAUGCGGCUUCUUGGGGCUGAGGUCAGACCAGUCCAUUCUGGGACAGCCACUCUAAAGGAUGCCACAUCAGAAGCUAUACGAGAUUGGGUUACUAAUGUGGAGACCACACAUUAUAUUUUGGGAUCCGUUGCUGGGCCACAUCCUUACCCCAUGAUGGUUCGGGAGUUCCAUAAGAUUAUCGGCACAGAGACAAGAAGGCAAGCAAUGGAAAAAUGGGGCGGGAAGCCAGAUGUACUGGUUGCAUGUGUUGGUGGAGGUUCCAAUGCCAUGGGACUAUUUGAGGAUUUUGUCAAAGACGAGGAUGUUAGAUUGAUUGGUGUGGAGGCUGCAGGGUUAGGCUUGGAUAGUGGCAAGCACGCUGCAACUUUGACCAAAGGAGAAGUUGGGGUCUUACAUGGUGCUAUGAGCUACUUAUUACAAGAUGAUGAUGGACAAAUAAUUGAGCCUCAUUCGAUAAGCGCUGGGUUGGAUUACCCUGGAGUUGGACCAGAGCAUAGUUUUCUGAAAGAUAAAGGACGUGCUGAGUAUUACUGUGUCACAGAUGACGAAGCAUUGGAUGCUUUCAAGAGAUUAUCGCGAUUAGAAGGCAUAAUUCCCGCUUUGGAGACAUCUCAUGCAUUGGCAUAUCUAGAAAAGCUCUGCCCAACUCUUGCUGAUGGAACUAAGGUUGUACUAAACUGCAGUGGCAGAGGGGACAAGGAUGUUCACACCGCCAUCAAAUAUUUGCAACUUUGAUGAUACUGUUUAUGUUUCAAUACAUUUCAUUUGAACAAUAAAUGGAUGAUCUCAUCCUAAUGUUGUAAGUUUUUAGUGGGUUUUCUUUCUGGAUAUGGAAGAAUGUGUAUCAAAUUUGUGGGUCUGAAUUAAAGCUAAUGGCAAUCUGUUUCUGAGCA